CUUCUGCAGGUUAUAAUGUCAAUCUUUGAUAACUCCACUUUCCCAACCUUCUUCUUGACUGGAGUCCCUGGACUUGAAUGGGCCCAUGCCUGGCUCUCCAUCCCCUUCUGCUGUCUCUACAUCACUGCCCUUUCUGGGAAUACCUUGAUCCUGUUUGUAGUCCUCACCGAAUCCAGCCUCCAUGAGCCCAUGUACUAUUUCCUCUCCAUGCUGUCGACCACUGACAUUGGCUUAUGCGUCUCUACUCUGGCCACAGUACUGGGGAUCUUCUGGUUUAAUGCCAGAGAGAUCAGCUUCAAUGCUUGUUUAACACAGAUGUUUUUCAUCCACCUCUUCACUGUCAUGGAAUCUUCAGUGCUCUUGGCUAUGGCCUUUGAUCGUUUUGUGGCCAUUUCUAAUCCCCUAAGAUAUGCUUUCAUUCUCACUCAUACAAGAAUUGCACAGAUUGGUUUGGCUAUUGUUACCAGGGCAUCUAUGAUUCUGAUACCACUGGUCCUGCUUCUUAAGCGUCUGUCCUUCUGCCACAGCCAUGUGCUCCGUCACUCCUACUGCUUCCACCCUGAUGUCAUGAAGCUUUCUUGCACAGACACAAAGAUCAACAGUGCAUUUGGCCUGACUGCCAUUAUCUCUACUGCUGGGGUGGACUCCAUCUUUAUUCUGCUGUCCUACGUCAUGAUCAUUCGCUCAGUCCUCAACAUUGCGUCCACAGCCGAGAGAAAAAAGGCCUUCGGCACCUGUAUUUCUCACAUCACUGCUGUAGCCAUAUUCUACAUCCCUUUGAUCAGCCUGUCUUUUGUUCACAGGUUUGGAAAACGAGCUCCAUCCUAUGUGCCCACACUGAUUGCUAAUGUGUAUCUGCUCAUUCCCCCUGUCAUGAAUCCCAUUAUCUAUAGUGUAAAAACAAAGCAAAUUCAAAAAGCAAUCCUCAAACGUGUACGGUCUAAAAGAAUUCAUAUUUAA
Erinaceus europaeus (western European hedgehog) is the source of this 960-nucleotide messenger RNA. RefSeq names its product olfactory receptor 51F2-like. Gene Ontology annotation, biological process: G protein-coupled receptor signaling pathway. The coding region runs from base 16 to 960 and encodes 314 amino acids. Gene Ontology annotation, cellular component: membrane. The record is from RefSeq and is a predicted model, not a curated record. Lineage: Eukaryota; Metazoa; Chordata; Mammalia; Eulipotyphla; Erinaceidae. The transcript has a single exon. Gene Ontology annotation, molecular function: G protein-coupled receptor activity; olfactory receptor activity.